AUGGAUGUGUCCGUGGUAGGUGUCCCAGUCGCUGCCGCUUGCCACUGCCACUGCUCGCCGUCUAGCACCUGUUACCGCUUAUGGCCCUCGAUUGGGGCUAAGGAGGCCCUCGUCUUACCCAUUGAUCUUUUCCUGAACGGAGGAGCGGUGAAGGAACGACGGACGACAAGUGCUUCCGCUUCGUCGAAGGCACUUUGCAUGCAGGAGAACCACAAAAGGCGCAACCGGGUUUUGCAUAGCAUGGGCUGUUCCAGUUCCAAGUCCACAGCCACCGUAGACGAUAUCAAAGCCAAGCCAAUUUCAGCCAAGUCAACGAAGAUGGCCGGCCAUAAGGAGUACCCUGCCUCGGAGGCCUUCACCAUACCCUUGGAUAAUGAAAACGAUAAUGCGGAGGUGCCUCUUAAUGAGACUCUAAGGCAGCCGCCGAAGAGGAUCCAGCAGUUGAUGCAGGAGGCGGCCAGUUGUGAACCACCCACCCUGGAGGAGCUGGAGGAUAAGCAGCAGAAGGCGGAGCAGAGGCGCCUGGAGCUGAUGCAGCAGAAGCUGGAGAUCAUACAGAAGAAUGCCCAGAUGAUGAUGCGGAGUCAUGAUCCAGAAGCUGCAACUGAAACAGGAGAUGGAGACGAGGUAGCUAAGGAAAACCCCGAGUAG
Molecule: messenger RNA, 651 nt
Organism: Drosophila serrata
Lineage: Eukaryota; Metazoa; Arthropoda; Insecta; Diptera; Drosophilidae
Source: RefSeq, a predicted model, not a curated record